AUGACUGCCGCUACUGCUACUAACACCACGACCACCACCAUUAACGCUGUAGCUUCUUCAUCAAAGCGACCUUUACCUUCUUCAUCAAAGCGACCUUUACCUUCUUCACCCUCACCAGCUCAGGCCAACAAAGCUAAACGACCAAGACCCUCCACGUCGACGCAGGAUGACGAUGAAGAUGAAGAAGAAGAUAACACAGUUUAUGACAACGUUGAUGAUGAGUUGAAGGCUAAAAUAGCCAGAAAGGAAGCUAGAACCAUACGAAAUCGAGAAUCAGCUCAACGUUCACGAAAUCAACGUAAAGCACAUCUUGCCUACCUUGAACAAAGAGUCGUUGAACUUGAAAAUGAAAAUCGGGUUCUAAAAGGUGACUCACAAUCACCCUCGAAAUCACAAUCACCUUCAACACCUUGUUCAUUCAUUUCCACCACAAAUGGUAGAGAAGCUUCACCUGCUCAAAGUGUUAUUUCACUUGCGAACGAUCUUGGUAUACCAUCUGAAUUAGUGAACGGUACAGGUGGCGUCAAAUUGUCAAACGUUGCCCCUCCACCAAGAGAUCUCGAAUUAGAAGAUGUUAAACCUAUCAUCGAUCAUUCGCCCUCACCCGUAUCUAAACCUAACGAGACCGAUCAACACAUAGGAUCAGAUGACUUGAUGAAUCCUGAAGUUAACAAGUUGAAAUCCGAAAACGCAGCUUUGCGCGAAAGAAUAUCACUACUUGAGAAUCUAGUAAAACAAGUAGUAGCAGUGGCCAACUUUUCCGGUCUUUCAGGUUCAGAUCAACAAGAUCAAAAACCAAUCAUCGUUGAACAACCUGAAAUCUCACCCAUACAAACAAAUAAUAGUAUGAUUGACUGGUCUUCAUUCAUCUCUGCACCUGUCAACAUACCUCCUCCUACUUCAGAGAUUACAACGGGAUUGGAAGCUACUCUGUCACCACCUUUCUACCCAGCGACUCUUACCAAUGUAUCUGAACCCAUUAUCGAACACAAUUCUAUUCCAAACUUAUCAUCAUCAGUUGAAAGUAAUUUGAACCCCGUCACUCGCCACCCAGCAGAGGUGGCGACUUUAUCUUGUGUAUUCAAACAACAAGAAAAGGCCCUGCAGCGGUUCUACUUCCAAUUCCAACCCCAAUCUCAAAACCAGUUCCAAUUCAAUUCGUUCAACAAUAUGUUCAACAAUCAGAACGAAUUACAAUGGGGUGAAAGCAAUGCCAAUGGCAACAACAGUUACACCGCGACAACGACAACUUCGUCGAUGGAAAAUAACUGGGAUGAGGCAAUGAAGAAUUUGAUCGAAGACAUAGAAGGUAGAAACGGUAGAGAUGAAAUCGAAAACAACCAGAGUGUUUUGGGCAUGGAAUGGUACGGAAAUGCAAAUGGAAGUGGUUCCGGAAUAGAAUCAGUUGUAGUAUAG
Molecule: messenger RNA, 1416 nt
Organism: Kwoniella shivajii
Lineage: Eukaryota; Fungi; Basidiomycota; Tremellomycetes; Tremellales; Cryptococcaceae
Exons: 3
Coding region: 1-1416 (471 amino acids)
Biological process (GO): regulation of DNA-templated transcription
Molecular function (GO): DNA-binding transcription factor activity
Source: RefSeq, a predicted model, not a curated record